Molecule: messenger RNA, 1254 nt
Organism: Venustampulla echinocandica
Lineage: Eukaryota; Fungi; Ascomycota; Leotiomycetes; Helotiales; Pleuroascaceae
Exons: 1
Coding region: 1-1254 (417 amino acids)
Source: RefSeq, a predicted model, not a curated record
AUGGAAAACGACUGGCUGGACGGCAAUUGGGCCUCGGAUUAUGGAACCCCAGAGUUUUUGACUUCUAACCGCCCCAGAGCUGGCACAGCUGCCGAACAAGCCAGCCCAGUAGCCCAACCAGCCAGCCAAGCCGCCGAACGAGUCGACGAACCACGUGGCGAUCAUGUCUUACCGCUUCUCCGACUUAGUAGUUGGAAUGUGGACAAGCAAUAUGACAAGAAUAACCCUGUAUAUAUCCACUAUGACUUUCGGUGGAAGAUCUCCCAGCGUGAAAACAUCAGAGCCAGGCAUGUUUGUUCAGACACAGAUCCCGAUCUCGUCCUAGCUCCGGGCGAUUUUUGGAAAGUUGACUUCCAGGCACGACUUGAAAGUCUUCUACAAGACGAGGACAAGUUUCCCGGAGAUACUUAUACGUGCGAAGAAACGAUCAUCGAGAUAUCCGUCGAGCGGAGCCGUCAGCGCAGCCUAUCGAAACGAUUUAAGAAGCUGGAGAUCAAUUGGCAGAUAGUUGAUGAGCACCUAGAAGGUCUUGGUGACUUGUUUAGCAAAGGGAGGAAGAUAACCUUCAGCAUAGAGUUUGUCUAUAAAGAAAUUACUAGCAAUUCUACAACGCCAAAGGGCAAGAAGAAGAAGAAGAGCGCUACGGAGGCUCAAAAGCUUCAGAGAGCCGCCGAUGCUAGUCUCUGGAGCCGACUCUACGAGCUUCAUCGCUACAGAGCCAAACACUAUAAACAAGGACCCCACUGCUUGCUGGACGAACGAGGAAACCACCGUAAACUACUACCAGCCCAGCUGGAAGAAAUUGUCUGCCACAUCAGAGCCAACAUGAAGGAAAGGGAGACAGAGGAGGAUGUCGAAGUUGACAUUGAGAUCCCACCCCACAUUCUCAAACAUAUAUUGGAUAACAGCUGCAAGCGGAAGGCUGAAGAUGUCUCUGCUGACUGUCGUCAUUGUAAAGUCCAUACUUCAGCGACUCUACCUAGUGAAGAUCUUGGGGACGUAGAAGGGGAUAGACAAGCGAAACUUGAGGAGUAUUGUAACUGGGGCCUAACACAAGUCGAGAGCGAUAGAUGGAGAAAUGCGCUGCAGAUUGCAAAUCAGGUUGCAAUAGAUCAAUUCCUAGAACUGAACACUAUCCUACAACACCCAAAAGUUGUCGCGGAACUAAUAGUAAAAAAUAAAGUACUGCUAAGUAUUACGCUGCAAUUUAUGAGCAACAUCAAAAAAUUCUUGCAGGAAGAAAAGGAGAUUUAA